AUGUUUAAGAAACAAAUUUCUCAUCUGGUUGUGACUGUCACUGAUGAUGCUAAGACUACACCGUUGGAAGAUUUAGCUACAUAUGUAUAUGGACGUAUUUUUACUUUUUUUACAAGUGUAACUCAUUUGGAGUUUGGUAUUUACUAUACUUCUCGACAUCCAACAUUGUUCCUCCAGGCUUUACCAUCGAAUAUUUGUUUCUCGUCAAAAAUAGUUCAUUUAUGUGUCAAAGUUCUUUAUUUUGAUGAUUGUCUUCGUUUACUUGAUGGUCGUCUCUAUCAAAUGAAUACUUUUGUUGUCACUGUUGAUUGGUUUUCAUGUAUUUCAUCACAUACCAUUCGACUUAGGAAUCUCAAAUGUUUUUCGUUAAUGUCACGUGCUACAACAACAACAUAUGAUGAUCAAAUCGUACCAUUACUUCGUCAAAUGUCACAAUUAAAAAAGCUUACAUUAUCUCUCAAGAUUGGCAAUCGAAGAACAUACGUCGAAGGUACUCAUCUAAACAAUGAAAUUCUCAGUCAAAUGUCCUAUCUUCGUACAUUUAUCUUUGACAUUGUUACACAUAUUGUAGACAGCAAUGAAAUUCUGAAGUCUAAUGAUGACGUUCGACGUAUAUUUGUCCAACAUGUUGAUGGUUAUAUUGACUAUUUUCCAAAUCGAGAAGGCCGAUGUCAUCUCUUUUCACUUCCAUUCACCAUGAAAUAUAUGCAUGCUGUAACAAACAAUUUUCCAGGCGGUAUAUUCAGAAAAGUACGCAUGUCAUCUAUAUUUGAUGACAUACGUUCAUUUGAAUAUGACUUUUUUAAAUGA
Molecule: messenger RNA, 810 nt
Organism: Rotaria sp. Silwood1
Lineage: Eukaryota; Metazoa; Rotifera; Eurotatoria; Philodinida; Philodinidae
Source: the annotation of a GenBank genome assembly